AACAGCUGCAACAUCACAGCACAGCAGCCAUUCAUCCCUCUCUCUCUCUCUCUCUCUCUGUCUCUCUCUCUAACACCAAGGGGGGAGAAGAAACAGAGAGGAGAAAAUUAAAAGAAUCUCCACCCUCCAAGGAGUCCAUCUCUCCAAUCUCCCAAUCUUUCUUCCUGAUGGCCCAGCUGGACCAGGAGUUAUGUGAGGGAAGGAAGACCAAGACCAAAACCAAAAAGAGAAGGAAGGAAAGAUAAGGGUGGCUUCAGACAUAUGUAUCAAGCCAACCAAAUCCCUCCUCUCUCUUUCUCUCCACCCAAAACAAAACUACUGUCCCAAACUUCCCAAAAUGCCCCUCUGCACGCCAGGAAACUCUCCACCUCCCUUCCAUCAAGGGGGAAGACUCGUAGCCAGCUCCUGUUCCCGUUUUAUAUGGGGCCUUUGCUGCCUUUUGGUCACGGUCAGACACAGAAAACAGGGCAAGGAACCUCUCUAUUUCUUUCUCUCCUCUCCUCUCCUCUCUCUUUAUUUCAUCGCAAGUUGGUGUCUUUUUGCCUUCUCCCUUCCUCCUGUGGUAAUCUUUCUCUUUGCCCUCCUCCUCCUCCUCCUUCCCCCCGUUUAUCUCUGUGAGGAUUGGUGAUGGUGAUGAAGAAGGGGAAGAGGGUGGCCAUGGAGUCCUCUCCAUCCUCCACCUCUUUUUUGGUUGGGGAACAGGCCAGGGCGUGGUUCAGGCACCAGAGCCUGUUGCAGGACUAUGAGGAGUUGCUAAAGGAAACUGAAGCAAAGAGGAAGCAAUUGCAAAAGGCUCAUCAGAGGAAACUUAAGCUCGUUGCCGAAGUCAAAUUCUUGCGGAAAAGAUAUCGGUGCUUAUUGAAGAACCCAUUGCAAAAAACCACAUAUAGACUGAAAAAGCGAUCACCCAAAAUCCCAGCCCAAGUGGUUUACCAUGGUCGAGCACCAAAUCUAGUGACUCAAGAGGAAGUUCAUCACAAAGAUAGAAGCAACAUUGUAAGAGAUGCUGCAGUCCCAAGUACUUCUGCAGUAUUAGACUUGAACCAAGUUUCAUCACUGAAUGGUGAGGAAAUGGAGGAGUUUCAAGUGGAAUGGGAGCCCCUGAAGGCUGAUAAGUUGAACAAGUGUUCCACAGAAGGUGACCUUGUGGCAAAUGAUCUGAAGCUAUCAAUUUGUCGAGAUGUUGGGAAAGGAGUGAACCGUGCUGGAAAGAGGAAAAUAACAUGGCAGGACCAGGUAGCUUUGAAGGUGUAGAACCUUUUGUGCAGACUGGAUGAAAGACACAGGCUGUUAUGCCUCUGCAUUCAUUCAUCUGUGAAUUUAACUUUUCCUACAAAUAUUUGGAUUGUAUAGAAAACUCUCGGACAUUAGGUAUAGAUGUUCUACAAAUCUGUAGAGUUGAUGCCUGUGCUAUGAGGAAUCAAUUCUUUCUUGUGUUAUUGAAAUGUGAAACUCUACCAUGCUCACAAAUUCAUGAGGGCAGGAUGCUAAAGAUGAGUUAGGUAAACUGGUGAACCACUUGUAGACCUUCUACCUCAUUCAACAUCGAUAAAGCCAUUUGAAAAUGGUGAAGAAGAGGAACUCCAUCGUCAGGAAGUAUUCAGAGGAUGACUACUUGCAGUUCUUUUCAUUUGAUUAUCAACCAUCUGAGAGCAUCUACACAACCUCUGGAUGCGGAACUACUUUGGAUUUAUCAUCCGACCUCCAACUAUAUGUUGCUAUAUUUAUGUAGUGCUCUUGUUUAGGAUGAGAUUAUCUGCUGGACGUUUGGAUGUUGUCAGCUGUAUUUAAAAGAUUUAUGUUGGUCAUCUCCGAAAAGACUAGCUUGUAUAGCUAUUAAAAUAAAUGGAUUUUGUAGUAGUGAUCGGAAUGCGUGGCAUAACUGUAAAGGAUUGUAUGUUUUAAACCGGAAUUUGGAGCACCAUCAUUCCUAUGGCCCUCUACUAUUCAGGAAGUCAGCUGGGGGCACUUGCUUUCUUGCUUUGUCUAAAGGGUGAUGUUUAAUUGUGAGCGCAGUCAAUCAGGAAGGGUUAAAAAAA
Elaeis guineensis (African oil palm) is the source of this 2039-nucleotide messenger RNA. RefSeq lists its product as uncharacterized. Lineage: Eukaryota; Viridiplantae; Streptophyta; Magnoliopsida; Arecales; Arecaceae. The record is from RefSeq and is a predicted model, not a curated record.